AUGGACAUUUUCUCUGAAGUCGGCGCGCCUGCCGUGGCUGUGGCAUCUGCCUUGUCGGUGGCCGCCGGUGCAUAUCUGAAUGCGAAGCUUGGAAUUUCCACCGAUUUGCGAACAAUCGCUCGCGAUAAGGCUGCCAUGAAGCGGUUAAACGACCGCAUCGCUAAGCUCGAUGGCUCAGCAACCAUCUACAAGCUACUUGAGCGGGCAGUGGAGCUUGAAGGACGAGGUACCGCCGAUGCGCUCUGGUUUGAGCAUAAGACAUGGUCAUACAGCCAAUUGAAAGAUUUGGCCGACAGGAUGGCUGCUCUUUUGAAGAGCCGUGAUAUCAACACCGGUGAUACAGUGGCUGUGUUUACCACCAACUCACCGGAAAUGGUAGUAAUUCUAUAUGCUUUGUCGAAAUUGGGAGUCGUGGCAGCAAUGAUUAAUACCAGUCUGAGAGAUGAUACUUUCAUCCAUUGUCUCAACGUCUCCGGCUCCAAAUCAAUCAUCUCAACCGCAGAUCUGUCUCAGCACAUCUGCGUCGACCUACCACACUUUACAUACAGCAUGGGGUCAUUCGAAGGUGUCGAAACAAUCUCAGCCGAGGUCGUCACCCCCGAAACUCUCCAGCGAUAUUCCCCAUCAGGAAUUUCCGCAGCCAAGCGCACCAUGAAAGAUAUCUGCGUCUUGGUAUACACAUCAGGAACAACUGGAAAACCCAAAGCUUGCGCAAUCCGCAACAUGCUCGCCAUGAUCACCGCCACCCCACUCUCACAAGAUGUCGACAACCCCGAAAAGUACCACCCAUUCCGCGUAUACUCCCCUCUCCCCCUCUUCCACGGCACAGCCUUCUUCAUCGGCCUAUGCGCCGCCAUCGGUAACGGAGGUACAUUAUGCCUCGGACGCAAAUUCUCCGCCUCCCGCUUCUGGAAAGAGGUGCACGACUCAGGCGCAACCCGUAUCUUAUAUAUCGGCGAGCUAUGUCGGUACCUUCUUGCAGCGCCACCAUCACCCUAUGACCAGGACCACAAGUGCAUCGUAGCAAGCGGUAAUGGGCUGCGCGGAGAGAUCUGGGAGAAGUUCCGUAGGCGCUUUAACGUUCCUGAGAUCCGUGAGUUCUACCGCUCAACAGAGGGAAUUGCCAAAUUUGAUAACUACGGUGUUGGAGCCUGGGGUGCCGGCAAGAUCGGGUUUUCUGGGCCUAUCCGCCGGUUUGUGGAAGAUGUCACUUUCAUCGUCAAGUAUGAUACUGAUACCGAGAUGCCGUACCGCGAUCCUGUCACUGGGUUCUGUGUGAAGGCUGCGCUUGGAGAAGAGGGCGAGGCAAUUGGUCGUGUUCGGGACCGUGGUACACUGAUUGAGUAUCAGGGCAAUGAGGCUGCAACGGAAGAGAAGCUUCUGCGUGAUGUGUUCCAGAAAGGAGACUUGUUCCAACGGUCUGGUGAUUUGGUGGUUCAAGAUGAGUCUGGGUGGGUAAGGUUCCAAGAUCGAGUUGGUGACACUUUCCGCUGGAAGGGUGAGAAUGUUAGUGCGGGUGAGAUUCGGGACCAUAUUUGCCGGAUUGAGGGUGUACAUGACGCUGUGGUAUAUGGUGUGAAGCUGAGUGGAUAUGAUGGCCAAGCUGGAGCUGCUGGUAUUACACUGGAAUCGCCAUCGGCUGAGACAGAAUUGAUGUCGAACUUGUACAAGGAGCUCAGGAAGAAGGGUGUUCCUUCAUAUGCUCUGCCCCGAUUGGUCCGACUUACUGAGAAGGUUGCCACAGGUGUCACUUUCAAGCAGGCUAAAGGUGACUUAUCGAAGAAGGGUUGGAAUCCUCGUCAGGACUGGGGCGGCGAUGUUUUGUACUGGUUGAACGGCACAAAUUAUCAGAAGUUGGAAGAGCAAAGUUGGGCACAGAUUGAGAGUGGUAAAGCAAAGCUCUGA
Messenger RNA from Penicillium robsamsonii, 1905 nucleotides. RefSeq names its product putative bifunctional fatty acid transporter/acyl-CoA synthetase (FAT1). The record is from RefSeq and is a predicted model, not a curated record. Lineage: Eukaryota; Fungi; Ascomycota; Eurotiomycetes; Eurotiales; Aspergillaceae. The transcript has 5 exons. Bases 1 to 1905 code for a protein of 634 amino acids. Gene Ontology annotation, molecular function: long-chain fatty acid transmembrane transporter activity; long-chain fatty acid-CoA ligase activity.